AUGAAUAUGCAAUUUUGGAAUAUCCAACCUUGUGAUUCCUUAUUUUAACAAUUCUAAAAAAACGGGAAAAUAACUCGGACUGACUUGGUUAAUAUUUUGAAGAUGACUAAUUACAAUGAAAUGUAAAUAAACAAUGUGUUAUCGAAAUUCAAUGAUGAUGAAAUAAGUAAAAGUAAUUCAUUUAUGCUUAGCAUCAUGGUUUAAAAUAUGCCCACUUAUAGAUUCCCCACUCAACCACAGCCACCCAUCCCCCAGCAAGUUGAGUAAGAUUGGAAUCAGCAAAAAGUUACUUAAGAAUAAUAAUAAUAAAUCUAUGAGGAAUUCAAAACACUUUUAAAAGGCUAAGAAUACGACAAGGCAGCGAAUUUCCUAUAGUAGUAUAAGGAAAUGGAUUUGGUGAAUGUAAUUGAUUCGCAAAGCAAAUAGAUCUGUUCGUAUAUAGUGGUGUAAUUUGAUAAUGAAGGAUUGGCACUGAAAUUUCUGUCGUUAUUGACAGAUUUUAGAGUUAAUUUAAAUUUUAAGGAUGGUUUAAAAUAAUCAAUACUCUUUUACAUCUGCAGAGAUGGUAAACUGAAAUUACUUGAUUUUGUAUUAUCAUAGAAGGCAGUAAACAUUAAUGAUCAAGAUUAAUAUGGAUAAACACCUUUGUUUUAUGCAGCCAGAGAUAAUAAAAUAGAUAUUGUGACAAAACUUGUUUCAGUUGGAGCAAAUGUCAAUUUAGUGGACACUCUCUCCAAUCAAACUGCUUUAUUCUAUUCAGCCAGAGAAGGACAUGCUGAAAUCUGUAAAAUCUUGAUAGAUAAUGGCUGUAAUCCAAAUCAUCAAGAUCAACACAAAAAGACAGCCUAAUUCUUUGCCAAGAGAUUUUAGAGGAAGGAAGUUAUGGAACUAUUCAAUUCGUAUUUUGGAAAGAGUAAAGAUGACUUUAAACAAAAUUCUAAUUAUAAUAAUAAUGAGAAUAGCAAAGGAGAACAACCCAAAUAAUAGAAGAAGAAAAAUAAGGAUUUACCAAAAUAAGCUUAUAAAUUAAUGUUUACUGAUGAAUAUGGUAAUCUAUAGGAAAUUACUUCUACUGAAUUUGCGAGAUUUCAAUAGCAAUACCCUUAAAUUGCCAACUUAAUUAUAAAUGCUGAUGAAUUAAUUGACGAUAAUGUCUUGAAUUCCAUGAAGGAUGAUGAACUCUGGGAAAAGGUGGCUAAGAAGGUGUUGCAAAUAUUGUGGAAAGCAAAAGGAGCACAAUUGUUUCAUAAUCCUGUGGAUGAGAAAAAGUAUGGUAUCAAUGAUUAUUAUGAUAUCGUAAAAAGGCCUAUGGACUUUGGAACUGUUAAGCAAAAACUCAAUACAAAUCAAUACAAAAAUUGUAAAGAAUUCUAUAGUGACAUCCUUUUGGUGUUUGAUAAUUGUGUAUUAUAUAAUGGAUCAGAAAAUGAUAUUGGUUAGAUUGGACUCGCAUUGAAAUAGGAGUUCUUGAAUUAAGUAGAAUAGACUGGUCUUAAAAAACAUUUAUAAUGA
This is a messenger RNA of Paramecium tetraurelia, 1512 nucleotides long. RefSeq lists its product as uncharacterized. Gene Ontology annotation, biological process: chromatin remodeling; regulation of DNA-templated transcription. The transcript has 6 exons. NCBI's taxonomy places the organism in Eukaryota, Ciliophora, Oligohymenophorea, Peniculida, Parameciidae. Gene Ontology annotation, cellular component: nucleus; chromatin. The record is from RefSeq and is a predicted model, not a curated record.